AUGGAGGAAAUAAAGCUAUCAGAGCUUAAAGAGAUAAGUAAGGAUUACAUUAAUAUAUUUAUUUCCCUAUAUAGAAUGAACUCAUUCGAUGAGAACGAAAUUAAAGCAAUUUACGAAAUGAUUAAAUGCAAAUUAAUCGAAACAAAUACCGUUUCGGCGACAGAGAUCCUCACAGAGAUAAUAUAUGCAUCAAAAUACAAUAAUCAAUACUUGAAAACAUAUUGGGUAUUAUUCAAAAUGAUUUUUGAAGAAUAUCAAAUUAAAUUCAAAUUCGAUUCUGAUGUUUUUAAGUAUUUUGUUAUUCAAGAGUAUAAAGUCAAUGAUCAAAAUAUUGAUACAAGCAAUGGAUACUCAUUAGAUGUACAUGAAAGAGAUACUAUUUAUAGAGCAAUUAUGGAAGAUGAUAUUGAAUCAUUUAAAUCAUUCACAACAAGAGAUGAAUUUGAUAUAAAUCAAAAGCUUGAAAGUAAGCUAUAUCCGAAAUCAAAGAAUGGACUUUCAUUUCUUGAAUUGUGCUGUUAUCAUGGCUCGAUUAAUUGCUUUCGUUUUCUAAGAUCUGAGUUCAAGUCAAAGAUUACACCUGAGUCACUCCAGCUUUCAUUUUUGGGCAAGAAUGAUGACAUAUUGAAGGAAUGUUUGAAUACAAUUUUGCCAACUCAAAAAUGCAUGAAGUAUGCAAUAAUUUCGCAUAAUGUUGAAUUAGUAUAUUCCUUGGUAAAAGAUUAUAAAUUAAAUAUUGCAGUAGAAGAUUGUUGUAAGUAUAAUAAUGUUGCAGCAUUCUUUCUAUAUUUAUGGAACCAAAACUAUCCUGUUCCGAUCUGGUUUGCAUACUCCGUAUAUUUUAAUAUUGCAGGUCUUUGGGAGUAUUUUGUUUCAGAUGGUGCAGAUGUCAAUUAUCCAUAUCAAUAUGGAAUUACUGCUCUACAUGAAGCUGUAAAUAGUAAUUGCUAUAAAUUAGCUGAUUACCUUAUUUCUCAUGGAGCGGAUGUUAAUGCGAAAGACAACUAUGGAAAGACUAUUCUUCACGUGGCGGCAUUUCAAAACGAUGUUGAAAAAAUACGAUAUUUAAUUUCGAACGGAGCUAAUGUUAAUGCAACUGACAAUAAUAAAAGAACUCCACUUCAUUAUGCAGCUAAAAAUUGUCGAAAAGAAGCAUUUGAGUUCCUUAUUUCGCAUGGUGCUGAUGUGAAUGCAAAAGAUGAAUAUGGAUUAACCCCACUUCACGAUGUAUCAAGUGCUGGAAAUGUGGAUUAUGCAAAAAUACUUGUUUCAAGUGGAGCUGAUGUAAAUCAAAAAAAUAGCGUAGGAUGGACAGCAAUGUAUUAUGCAGUAGUUAAUCAACAUAUAAGAAUUGCAAGACUUCUUGCUUCAUACAAAGCAGAUGUCAAUACCCAAGACGUUCAAGGUAAAUCUCUUCUUCAUUGGGAAACAACCCAUUUUAAUAAAAAAGUUUUUGAAAUUCUUAUCAAGAACAGGGCUGAUGUUAAUGCAAGAGACAAUGAUGGAUCAUCUGUCCUUUGCUAUGCAAUACGUUCUAAAUGUACUGAAAUGGUCUCGUCUCUAUUGUACAAUGGAGCAUAUCCAAAUGAUCAUAUUAACGGGAAAACUGCUCUCCAAUAUACAAUUGAAAAUGGUUAUAUUGAAAUGGCCAGAAUGCUUGUUCAUUAUGGAGCAGAUAUUCCAGAUAAUUUUGACUUCGAAAGUAUUGGUCUUGGUGAUGCAUUAAUGAGUUGUUAUAUUUAA
Messenger RNA from Trichomonas vaginalis G3, 1743 nucleotides. RefSeq names its product spectrin binding. Lineage: Eukaryota; Parabasalia; Trichomonadida; Trichomonadidae. Gene Ontology annotation, molecular function: protein binding. The record is from RefSeq and is a predicted model, not a curated record. The transcript has a single exon. The coding region runs from base 1 to 1743 and encodes 580 amino acids.